Molecule: messenger RNA, 425 nt
Organism: Penaeus monodon (black tiger shrimp)
Lineage: Eukaryota; Metazoa; Arthropoda; Malacostraca; Decapoda; Penaeidae
Source: RefSeq, a predicted model, not a curated record
CAACACCCCAGCCGAUAUGUCAGUCGUAUGCAGACGGUUCGGUACGGCACACCGGACGUGGUUUGCUCUGUAUCGAGGAAGCUGGUGUCCAAAGGGAGGCCCCCCUUCAAGCUCCGGGGCGGCGGCCCACCGCCCCCGGGAGGGAGCGGUUUGGCGGGCCGUCGACUGGACCUCCCCCCUUCGACCGUCAGAAACAGCCGCGUGACUUCCCCUUGCAUGGGCACAGUCCGCCUCCCUUGGCUCUCGCCGGGCUCGCGUCUAAACUCAGUUUAGUAAACUCGCCGAUCCGUUGCGCCGCACGCGAUCACGUCGCUUAACGCUCAGCGCGGUUUCCCCCUUGAGAGGCUUUCAGGGGUAAAACCUGCCGGACGUGGCUGCCCUCCCCUGGUGGCCUGUCGGGCAGGAGGUGCACCAUUGGUCCGGAC